AUCGAAGCAACGAGUCGAUCCACGGACGCGAUCCGUCCCGGUCGACGGGCGAAUCGUUGGAUCACGGAUCGUCGGCUGCGAAGCUGUAAUCGCGAGAAACCGGAGGCUGGGACGGCAAAUCCGUGUAUUAGGGACACGCGAAAGCGUGGCCGAUAGCUUCCGGAGAGCCCGUAGAGCUUCGCAAGCUUGUUAAUUCGCAGCCACGACCGGUUUCAAGACGGAAACCAGAGUUCGUCGACUUCGCGGAACGUUUCCGAGGAUCGCGUCCUCGCUGCCUCGUAAUCCGCUCGGAACGAUGCGCGAUCACGCACGCGGAGAAAUCGACUAUGCAGGACGGUUCCUCUUUCGUUGAACCGACGCGGGAAAUUGGAUCGGAUGGUCCUCGCCUCUGCGAUCGCGGCCGAGGGAAAGGAAAGCACGGGUCCGCUGGAAAAACCGAGGAUCGAACGAUCCGCGGGGACGAUGUUCAGUCCGAUCGCGAGGGCCGGUAAACCGUGACAGUAUCCGAUGCACGGUCGGCUAUAGACAGGUCCAGGCUCUAAUUACUGAUUUUUUCUCUCCGCUCCAAAAAGCCACCGAUGUGUGAUACUGGCUUUUGUGCGCCGGCGACGCGACGCGACGCGACGGGGGCUUCUGGCUUCUGUGUGCGCGCGUAAAGCGCGACCGACAGAUACAACCGGGGAUCGUAUCCGCGACCACCUCAAAGCCGACAGUGAAUCGCCGCGGGCCGCGGAGCGCGGACGACGCCGCGCGAACACGCUCUCGAUUUUAAUCUCGAGCCCGCUCGCGAAAACGCCGCGAAAAUCUGCUCGCCGGCGCUCGUUUUCACCCCGUCCUUGCUCGUUCGCGCCACCGACCGUGCCGACUAUCGAUUCGUCACCUCGCCCCUGGAAACGCUCAACCUCCUCGUUAAUAAUUCACCCGCGACACCGCAACCUUAACCCGUUGACCGGUCGUCGGCGGUAACCGGCUGAUCGCUCGUGCUCGCGGUAGAACGCGUCUCGACGCGAGCUUAAUCGCGACGCGUCCUCUUCGGUCAACGGGUCGACGCUGUUCCCGUAUCGUCGUUCCGACGAAUCUUCCUCGAAUCCUCGCCGAAUCGUAGCUUGUUUCCCCGGAUUAGCCGAGCGAAACGAUCUUCCCGGUGUGCGUUGUUCUCGCGCGUUCUUCUAUCCGCUUGAUUCCUGCCGGGACCGGCACCGUUACGAAUUCUCAAUGAAAUUAAACGCGGUAACACCAAUUAAGUGAGUUAUUAACCCUUACGCUACGCCGCGAAGCGCGAAUCAACGAUGCCGUUUCCGCGAUCGGCGUUAUCGCGACUGCGGAGCAGCGAUUCCCUCGCGGUAACGCGGACAGAUGCUCCGUCUCCCCCCCCCUCUCCCCCUCCCACAUUCUUAACAACCCAACAGACAAAUUAGCGCGGCAGCUGCGAUUCAAAGAUUGCCCGAAGGAGGGAACGCACGUACGACCGAGCUAGGUGGGCCGUGUCGUUGCCAUCUUGUCGGACAUUGUAACGGAUAGCUCGUUCGGUGCAGGAAAACCCGAGCUCGCGAGUGAAUCCGUUGCAUCGGGAAUUAUUCCGCACUUUCUUUUCUAAUUAGAAGAUGCGUCUCGGAACACGGACGGCGCUCGGUUGCAAUUAUGGAGAUCCGUGCGGCCGCGCUCGCUCGGGGAUCGGCGCAAGCUCGCGCGCUCGUUGGAAUUAAUUAGCGACUUAAUUGCCGGGAGUAGCCCGCGUGCCGGCUCGGAAGCUUUCGAGCGUGUCCGCAUCGGUGGAAACACGCGCCGCGGGCUCCGACAGUGACAAUUCGAGCGAGCGAAGCCCCGAAUACGAUGCGAUCCCCGGGGGGACGAUCUCGAAGCGAAGAACCGACGCCGGCCUCUCGAACGGAACAGGCGAACUCGUUUCUUUACGCUCUUCUACCCGCGAAAUACGAUUCCCCGGCGUUCGGAAAGGUAUCCCUGAAAGCGCGCCGUCGUAAAUCCAACGCCGCGUAAAGCGAUCCUCCGCGGAGAGGAAAUUAACACGCGAGGAGCAACGAGUUUCCGCGACAAGUACGCGUUUCACGGUGAAACUCGAGGACUGCGUGUAAAUCUGUUUGUUGGCGUCUUGUUGUCGAGCCCGGUCCCGAGGAUAGUCGACCGAGGAUCUCGCCGGCACCGAGAUAUCCGGCUCCGGCGAUCGGUGAACGAUAAUAUUUUAUAAUAAAAAUCAUAACACUCGUUCGAUCAACGAAUAUUGGUUACGCUCGUCGUGCGAACAACAUAUUACAAGAAAUAAAAAGAAGCGAAACGAUCAAAAGACAGAUGACACGAAAAGAAAGAUAAACUUACCGAUCGAAGGGGUAGUCGCGAGGGGGUGCACGGGCGGCAGGGAAGGUCAAGCACGUGGCAGCAGUGGUUGGAAAUUAGGAGGAGACAAUCGAGGCGGUAGAUACUUUCGACCAAGACGGAGAAGCAAUUGUCACGGUAACCGUGCUGUGCUUGUCGGCGACGUCGCUUCACGGCUGACCGACCAUCCCCCUAAUCCCCUUACGAAGGGUUGCAGCUUGCCACUGCGAUCCUAUAAAUUCCGGCGGCGAAGCGACGCUACAGUCCCAGGGGUCUACCGAGUAGCAUAGUUCCGCAACGAUCGCAUCGCAUCGCAUCGUAUCGCGGCGCAGCGAACCGGUGAUACGUUGAUCGUGAUCAGAUUUUCGAGGAGAUUUCCUCGUGACCGGUGGUCGUCGCGGAAGUUGACGCGCGUCGUCGUUCAUCCCGGUUCUAAUCGAGCGUUGCGCAAUCGACGGGCGAGCAACGGCGAGCGUCGCGCGUCGCGCUGCGACAGAGAAAAACGAUUGUUAAUGCGGCUCGUUAUUUAGGAAAUUGGGGCAGCCGGUUCGCGGCUUGACGCGAUUCAGGCCGGAGUGAAGUCGCGAGUGAAACCGCACGAACGAGCACACGAACCGUAGAAACCGCUCGCGCGUCGAAGAAGAGAGAGAAAAGCCUGGGGGACGGGCAGACGACUUCGAACAGGUUCCCCGGGACUGCUGUCCACGGUGGUGUGUGCACGACCGAACGUUUUCCCGUCGAGACGGUGCGUCGCGAUCGGAUUUUUCAAUCGAGACAGACGUCCGACGGCGUUUCGACGGCCUUUUCCCCCUGCCCGAGAGACGCUCGGCCGUCGAUCGCGCGCGUGCAGUGAUCGAUCGCGCUCCGGCGAGGUCCGGCGAUAUACGUCUGUGCAACGUCAGGCAAGAUCCUGCCAGCGGAUGAGCGUGAUUCCCGUGGAACGAAUGGACGUGACCGGCCUCCGCGAGAGAACCGAGACGCUAAUAGCCGGGAGCACGUGCCUCCUGAAUCGAAGAGGACUCGCUAUAACCCGGUAUGUCGGCGCGUGCCAAACGAUCCGAGGUGUCGACCGUUAUGACGUGCCACGCCGGCGAGAGGACUUCGCCGAGAAACGGCUCGGGAGGAUUCCGUGACUAUUUUAAGACCGUCCGAGACGAUCGCGGCUUCUGAGAGAAAAACAGCGGACCCGCCGGACACGUCGGCGACGAUCGCCGAUACAGGAGAAACACGCGAGAGGCUCGGAGGAGAGGAGGCGGCGGUGUCGCGACCGACCGCGACGAGCCGAGAUUCCUUUUUACUAUUUUUAUAAUCGACGGGCGCAGUCGCGCGUGAAUAGGGACUAGAGAAAGAUGGACGGAAGGCCGAAGAUCGAGGUGGUUCGCGUGCCUUCGAACGAUCGCGGCAACUUCCGGUCCGUGGACGGUGUGCGCGGCAGCUACAGCCACAUCCGCGUGGGCACGUACUGCCCGGAACCGGAAGUCAAGCUGGUGGUUUGCGACAGCAAGCCGCCGAUCGAACAGCAGUCUCGGAAGUUCAAAAGGAGCCUGGGACCGGUCUCGAAACUUCUGAGACGUCGCCAUCACGCCACGUAUCUCGCCACCAAAUCCUGCGAUAACAUUUACACGGUGAACAGAAGCAGCAGCAACUCCUUGGACUGGAGAGUUAGUCAGACCGUGAACGAGCAAAGCUUCCAAUCCCGGCAAAGCGGCAGCCUGGAUUGGCGGGUCGGCCGAUCCGUCAACAAACUCCAUUGGCGGGACACCACCAGAAGCGCGGAGCAGCUUUCCAGAAGCGGACCCAUCUGCUCGGACCAUCUCCAAACUCCCAGCACCAAAUCGAAACUGAUCUCGCUGCUGCGACGACUUUCUCCUCGCCUUUCCCGACCUGGCAGCAAGAACUCCCUGCAAGCGUCGCCGACGAUCUGCCCAUGGGUGCAGGUCGAGUACUCCACGGAGUCGAUCAACGAAGGGCUGCCGGAGGACUCGCAGGAGGGCGACGCGAGCUUCCAGAGGGAACUGCAGCUGAACGAGCUGAGGAAACGCAUGGCCGGGAUACCUACCGCCUCUCAGGUUACCACGAAAGUCGUUAAACAUGACGAAGCGAGCGAGGAUGAGGGAUCGUCCCGUCCCAGGAUAGAAGUGCAGCAUCUGGAAACCGAAUCGAAUAACUCCGCCAAAUCUGUGCACGAGGACCGCGGGGAGGAGGAUCGUCGGCGAGCCAGCGGGCAAACACGCGGUGGCGGCGAGGUAGCGGGCUUGGAGGACGUCGGCGACUCCUGCGCCGCGACGCUGACGCCGUCGGUCCCAGGCGCCGGCGGCAUCAGGUCGAAUCGCCGCACCAGGCCGCUCUCCCUCGCGGUGCAACCUCUAAAUUACCGUCGCCUCGAUCCGGAUCCGAAAAUCACCGUCGGCAUCGUGACCAGCCUGCAUCCUAACAUGACUAGCCAGGAGAGCAUCGGCAGCUGCAGCCUGGACGUCGACCAGUCCGCGUCCGACCGAUCAGAGAACACCAUAGACUCCGUGUCGAAGAAGACGCUGCACAGCCUGAAUCUCUCUUGCAACGGCGACUCGGUCCCGUCGACCGACAACCUAGCGAACGGCAGCAGCGAGACCCUGCAGAAGUCCCACCUGACGCCCAAUGAGAAGUUGAACGUCAGCAAUGGUCAUCGCAGCAGCCCCGAGCCGGAACAGCUGACAGUGAAGAAACCGAGCUACUUGGGCCUGGCCUGCAGCAUCAGCGGCUACUCGGGGAUCAAUCGGUACGACAGCAAGCUGAGGGACGGAUUUCGAUCGAGGGACAGCAGUCCUGGGACCAGGCUGAUCACGAGGGACACCAGCCCGGCGGGUUUCAGAUCGAACGAGAAUCUCACCGUGCCAGGCCACCCCUAUCCUCCCAAGAGCCAAUCGAUCUCCCCCCUAGCGAUGGACAGGCAGAACGGUUUCUCAAACGGUCUGAAGGAGGAGUGCAAGGUGGAGGCGUACAGGGAAUCCAGGAGCUCCAUAAGCAUCUGCCAAGGCUACUCGGAGGUCGACAAGGGCGUGCUGCACUCGACCUUCGGUGACCUGAGCCCGAUCCGAUCGGCCACCCCCGCGAAACGCAGUCCGGGCGUCUCGCAGAUAAUGUCCUGCAGCCAGCAGAACAAGUCGUUUACCUCGCACUUCUCUGGAUCCUCUCCAAAGGCACCACCCGCCGGCAACCUGUCGAGCACCUCGUUCGCCGACUCGAGUAUACUGAACGGCUCUACGGCGGACGUGGACAACCAGGUGCUGAACACUUCGUCGAGCAGCGAGAAGUCGUUCAUCCAGCAGCGGGUGGAGCGGUUGUACGGGCCCGGAGCGCUCGCCCAGGGCUUCUUCUUCAAGCGCAGCACCAGCAGGCUCAGCGUCAGCGAGACCAGCUUCGGCAAGUCGAGCAACAACAACGACCUCUCGACGGACAACGCGAACACCGAGGAGUCCCUGAAGAACUUGCCGGUGCUGAGACACCUUCGGCCGGAGUUCCGCGCUCAGCUGCCGGUGGUCAGCCCCAGGAGACCCACGGAUGGCUCGGAGCAGAUUCUGAAACCGUUGCAGAGGGUAACGCCGGUGUCCAGGAAAGCGGAGCAGAAACCAAAAACACCCGUGCCGGCGAACCUAGACGGCAGCAUCGUCGAAACCAAGCCCCAGAAGCUGAGUUCCAGCGUGGCCAGCAUCCCGGACCAACAGCCAGCUGCUCCGAAAGUAGUGUUGCCCGUUCUGGAGCCGAGCGCCAGCUCGACGAACGUGGCGAAGCAAGCACAAGAGGCCGAGAAGAAGGCGGAAGAGAAGGACGGACACUAUUUCAUAAAGUUGCUGAAACAAGAGACGGACAGGCUUCUCUCGCUCGCUGCGUCGGCGGAAGCGGAGCUUGUCAGCGGCGAUACUGUUGCACUUCCGGAAGAGGCAGCCGGUAAGCUGCGCUCAGCUGCUGGCAAGGCCAGGCUGCUCGCGUCGCAAAAGAUGCAACAGUUCGAGGGACUCUGCCAGAAGAACAUUAAUCAGGUGCCCGGGGAGGAGUUCCCGACGACGAACGAGGACCUGGCCGGUUUCUGGGACAUGGUGAUGCUGCAGGUGGUCCAAGUAAACGAUCUUUUCGAUCAUAUCGAGAAACUACGAAAUUCCCAAUGGCAAGAGACCGUGCCGGAGAAGAAGUCGGCGAACGUCGGCGCGCAGAACGGUAACGCGACGAAGCGUCGCGCGGCGCCGAUCCACAAGCCGAAGGCGACUGCCAACAGCGAGGCGAACAAGAAGGCGCGAGAGGCGAGGGAACAGGCUCGCAGACAGCUGAUCGAGGAGCGGAGGCGUGCGAUGCGCUCGAACGCGCAGAAUUCCGAGAAUACCGUCAAGAUCUUUGCACCGGACACGUAACGAUAGAAAGACAGAGCGAAGCAGCCUGUUUGGAUACCUCUCGGCCGAUCGGCAGCGGCCGCGGAGAGCCGGAUCAAAAACGACAAAAAAAGAAAAGAAAAGAAAAAGAAAAAAACGCGCCAAUUACUAUGCAUUUUCGCGUUCCCUCGGAUCGAAACGACGCGCGAUUCUUCCGAGAUCUCGGCGAGAGUCGCGCGUCGCGGCGAACAAAAUACCGAUAAUCGCUUCGACUACAACCAAACGCGCUUAGUAUACGUUGACAGGGUCGAUAAUAUUCGAUGGAGAUUCAUUUCACAAACGAUCUUCGACGAUUCGUAUUUUUUUAUUACAUACAAACACACGUACACACACACACACCUUCGUUCCCUCCGCGGUCCCGCUCGAUUUACACGCUGUGAUGUUUCGUGCUAAUCUUCUUGUUACGUUUUAUAUACGAUUUACGCUGUCGUUCGACUAUGUACGAUAGAUGUCUAGCGUUUGGUUCGCGAAACGGGACGCCUGUGUUCCCGACGAAGAUUGAUCGUGAAUACGAAAACGAUAGCGGAACAGGGAAAACGGCACGGAGAUUGCCCUCUUGUCAAUAGAAUUUUUGUACAAGUAAGAGGAGAAGGGGAACGCCGCUCGGACACAGCGCUAAGCAGAAUUCUAUCCCAGAGCAAGUUAUAUUUGUACGGUAAAUCGCGUUGAAAGAGAGAGAGAGAGAGAGAGAGAGAGAGAGAGAAAGAACGAUCGACGAUCGCCGUCGCGACGCAGCCUACGCAGCAUGCCUAAAUCGAUCGCGAGGCGUCGACGACCGGUCGCGACCGCGACGGAAAUAUUCCUAUUACUUUAAUCGCCUAAUGUUACUCGUGUUUGAACCCCGACGCGGAUCGAGCAGCCGAGCAGAUGAUUCUCGCGGAAGCGAAUAGACGGAGAAACGAAGCUUUCGAGUGCCCUAAUCGUGUGACCAAGUCGACAUUCCCGUAGAAAAACGGUCUCGAAGUUUUAGAUACGCCCCCGACGCCGUAGCGAGCGUCAGCACUCACAGUCCUCCCCCCCGUUAAGUUUAAGGAAUAGCUAAACAAGUGUCAACAGGUGUAAAUUAGAGCCGCGCAACCAAAUAGCCCGCGAUCAGCCGGAGAGUGCGAGAGAGAAAGGAGAGAAAGCGAGAAAGAGAGAGAAAGAAAGAAUGUGCUCCCGUGCGCGUUUCAAAGAGCAAAGAGUCCUCGUGGCGUCGUGUUCCGGCGGCCCGCGUUAUUUAUUGACUGUUGAUUCCCUCGGUGCCUUGAUUAAUUUAUACGCGUGUACAUAAAUCGACUGACACACAACAGCCGGCCAUUCGGCGCGGCGAGAGCGAAACGGACGAACGCUCUCGUCUCGGGCCGAUUCAUCGAUCCGGGAUUCAGGAUCGCUUUGUUCUCGUUCCAAGCGUUCCACCUCGGCGAAGACCGAGAGCUUACGGUGUUCUCUCGUCGACGGGCGAGACGGGAACGUCGGAUCCCUUGCACAAUUAUUUAUUUGUCCGACGAGUCGACCAGUUCGUCGCGAUUCUACACGGAUUCGGCGCGCGUUUCAGGAGACCGCAGCGUCCCGCGACGAUGGGAACACGGUGACGACGGGCACGCGCGCCGCUUCUCGCCGAAAUUUUUGUAACAGCGACACCCUUCGUUCCUUCGUUUCCAUAACGCGGUUGUACAUAAGCGUGGUAGAGCAACGCGAACGAGAGAUCAUCCGCGGAGAUCGUUGUGCAGCACCGCGUCCCGCGAUUCGAUCCUUCGACUCGUUUCGUUGCCCGCUCGUCCCGAGUUGUCCGUUUGUAUUUUACUUGUAUAUUCCGUGUUCAGGGCCCGUCACGGCUUCUUGAUCCACUCGUAUGAUAAUUUCUACUCGGAAACAGUGACCACCCCCGCCGCUGCUUCUUUUAUUCGUAAAGGCCGCGCGGCGCCGCCGCCGAACUUUUCAACAGAUCGAUCCAAAGGUGUACGAGGAUUUAAUCGCCAUGACCACACGAUCACUAUUCCUAUCGCCGCGUUGCGUCCCGGGAUAACGCAGUUACUUUUCAUCGAGAACGCGUCUACGAUUCGCCGCCGAGAAGUUCGCGAGAAACGUCGUCGCGACGAUCCGAAUGGACGAUUCGAACGACAACGAUUGCGUUAUUCGGGGCCGCAGCCGUUCCCCCCUCGAUUCCCCGCGGAUCUCGCGAUUCGACGGAAUCGUUCGUUCUUCGAAGAGGCGCAGAGAAAGAUCGCUGCUGCCGAUAGAAGAGAACGGGUGGGAAUCGAAGAUUUUUUUACUUAUCGUUCGGGAACGAUUCGACGCCAAUCUACCGCGUCGAUCGUCGAACGCGUUCCCAUCCCUUUUUUUACGCGGUUAAACAGUUACGAUUAUUUAUUUAUUAGAUACUAGUAAGAUGUCCAUACACUUGUUCUCAAUGAAUUAAUAAAAAAAAAAAAAAAGAAAACGAAAAGGC
Megalopta genalis is the source of this 9165-nucleotide messenger RNA. RefSeq lists its product as uncharacterized. Gene Ontology annotation, molecular function: molecular adaptor activity. The record is from RefSeq and is a predicted model, not a curated record. NCBI's taxonomy places the organism in Eukaryota, Metazoa, Arthropoda, Insecta, Hymenoptera, Halictidae. Gene Ontology annotation, cellular component: glutamatergic synapse; postsynaptic specialization. Gene Ontology annotation, biological process: signaling.